Molecule: messenger RNA, 816 nt
Organism: Triplophysa dalaica
Lineage: Eukaryota; Metazoa; Chordata; Actinopteri; Cypriniformes; Nemacheilidae
Product: endonuclease domain-containing 1 protein-like
Exons: 3
Coding region: 27-359 (110 amino acids)
Source: RefSeq, a predicted model, not a curated record
ACAAUACAGACAGACUACAAGGGUGUAUGACAACAGUACUUGCAGAGAAGUUCCUCAUCUCUUAUCACGUCAUCAUGACAUUCUUUCUUCCUGUGGUGAUGCUGUGGCUGCUUUCUGGUGCUUCAGCUAGAGUUGUUUCGGCUUUUGAGAAUCAAUGUGAUGGUUUUUUUGCAGACAAACAACCUCCAAUUAUCACCCCGACACCUGCUUUCCAAAAUAUCUGCCAAACGCUAAAUGAUGUUGUUUAUUAUGCCACGCUUUAUGAUACCAGCAACAAGAUUCCUGUGUACUCAGCCUAUAAGUUUGAAGAGUUAAGGCAGUGUAAACGAUCAAGUGGAUGGUACAUUGAACCUCAGUGAGACAUUCUAGAUCUUCUUCUGGAGGUUAAGAGUUUGUGACAAGAGUACAUGAGACGGGUCAUUUAAAAUCCUUUUUGCUUCAUUCAGUGUGCAUUGCUCAUACAAAUUUUGAAUAUUGGGAAAGUGUUUCAGUCUUCAUAGCACAAUAUACAGUAUCUUUGAUUUGGAUUGUAGAUUUUCAAAAGGAUAUAUUGGUGAAAACAAGAAUGAUCGUGUCAAGCAAACGGAUGUGCCUGCUUUAGAAGAACAGUUGGCAAACCUUUAUCACUUUACAUGUUUUAAGUUGUUUGCUAGUUCUGCAAAUCCUACAAGGAAAAGAAAGGGUAACAUCAGAUUUUAAGUUGAUUGUCUAUGCAAUUGUAAAGUGUCAGUGAAAUGAAGGGCUUUUACAGGCAUGUAAUGAUACAUUCAUUGUUUGACUGAUGAAAUGAUAUAAAAAAGUAUGUGCAAACCUUUA